AUGGUCGAAGUCAUUGAGAAGAGACAAAAACUAAACGGUGCUAAUGAAUCCCAGAAACAAUCAAGACCAUCAAAAAUAUUUAGUCCUUUCAGAGUUCUUGGGAAUGUCACAGAUUCAACUCCAUUUGCAAUUGGAAAUUUAGGAUCAACAUUUUACGUAGUCACAUCUGUCGGGAGAUCUUUUCAAAUAUAUGAUAUAGCUACAUUACAUUUAUUAUUUGUUUCACAGACUCAAACUGAUUUCAAAAUAUCAUGUUUAGCAACUCAUUACCAUUACAUUUUUGCAGCUAAUGGGAAAGAAAUUGGAAUAUAUAAAAGAGGUAGACUAGAGUAUAGUUUAAAAUGUGAUACAAAUGGUGUAAUAAAUCAUAUGUGUUACUUUGGUGAAUAUCUUGUUGCAACUAGUUCAACCGGAGAAAUAUUUACGUUCAAAAAGUUACCAAAAAUGAGUUAUCCAACGGUAUUGCACUCAGUUAUAGAUGAAAUAAAUGUAGAUGUUGAAGGUGAAAUAGUGGGACUUAUUCAUCCUCCUACAUAUUUAAAUAAAAUUGUGGUCGCCACUUCCAGUUCAGUAUUUAUCAUAAAUGUUCGUACUGGAAAAAUAUUAUUUAAAUCAUCGCCUCAUCAAUUUGGUGAUGAAAGUAUAUCAUGCAUUGAGUUUGCACCUGUUUUGGAUGUGAUAGCGUUAGGAACUUCGUCAGGAAAUGUCAUCUUGUACAAUUUGAAAAAAGGUUCAAUAAUAGGUGAUAAAAUUGCAACGUCUGGAUCUGAGGCAUCUAUCAAAGUAACCUCAAUUUCAUUUAGAACUGAUGGGUCACCACAUUUAGUUGCAAGUUUAAACAAUGGAGAUCUAUAUUUCCACGAUCUUGAUAAAAAUCAAAGAGUUCAUAUUUUGAGGAACGCACAUCGAGAAGCUCAUGGUGGUGUUUCUAAAGCUCAGUUUUUGAAUGGACAGCCGAUAGUAGUCACAAAUGGUGGAGAUAAUCACUUGAAAGAGUUUGUAUUUGAUCCAAGCCUAACUUCAACCAAUUCUUCCAUAAUAUCACCUCCACGUCAUUUAAGAUCCAGAGGUGGACAUUCAGCACCACCAUUGGCAAUAAAUUUUCCUAAUGAAGAUAAGACACAUUUCAUUUUGAGUGCAUCAAGAGAUAGAUCAUUUUGGAGUUUUUCUUUAAGAAAAGAUGCACAAGCACAAGAAUUUUCACAAAGAUUGCAUAAAUCAAAAGAUGGAAAACGACAGGCAGGUCAAGUAGCAUCUUUGAAAGAAAAAUUCCCUGAAAUAAUAGCUAUAACUUCUUCUGAUUCUCGAACUGGAGAUUGGGAAAAUAUAAUAACAGCACAUAAAGAUGAGCCAUUUGCAAGAACAUGGGAUUCUUCGACUAAAAGAGUUGGGAAGACUGUUUUGAAUACUAUUGAUCAAGGUAUGUGUAAGUCUGUAUGUAUUUCACAAUGUGGAAAUUUUGGACUUGUGGGAUCUUCAUUUGGUGGAAUUGGUGUUUACAAUUUACAAUCUGGUAUAUUAAGAAAAAAGUAUGUAUUACAUAAACAAGCAGUUACAGGGUUGGCAAUUGAUGGAAUGAAUAGAAAAAUGAUAAGUUGUGGUCUAGAUGGUAUUAUUGGAUUCUAUGAUUUUGGGAAAUCGAAAUAUUUAGGUAAACUACAAUUAGACGCUCCGGUAACUUCAAUGGUUUAUCAUAAAUCUUCAGAUUUAGUUGCAUGUGCGUUAGAUGAUUUGUCAAUCGUUGUUAUUGACGUGACUACCCAAAAAAUUGUAAGAGUCCUUGUUGGACAUUCAAAUCGAAUUUCAGGUUUAGAUUUUUCACCCGAUGGGAGAUGGUUAGUUUCAGUUGGUUUGGAUUCAACUUUAAGAACUUGGGAUUUACCAACUGGAGGUUGUAUUGAUGGUGUGAUUUUACCCAUUGUUGCUACAUCUGUUAAAUUUUCACCGAUUGGGGAUCUAAUAGCGACUACUCACGUUUCCGGAAAUGGAAUUUCAUUGUGGACCAACAGAGCUCAAUUUAAACCAAUAUCAACUAGACAUAUAGAAGAAAACGAAUUUUCAACAAUAUUAUUGCCUAACGCAUCUGGUGAUGGAGGUUCAACUUUAUUAGAAGGAGCAUUGGAUGAAAAUGAAGAAGAUCAAGAUUCCUUUUUUGGUAAUUUCCAAUCAAGCAAUCAAAUCGAUGAUAGAUUGAUAACUUUAUCUACUGGCCCAAGAACUAAAUUCAAUACUUUAUUACAUUUGGAUACUAUAAAACAAAACAACAAACCAAGAGAAGCAAUUAAGAAACCAGAAAAAGCUCCAUUUUUUUUGAAUUUGUCUGGUGAAGCCGUAGGGGAUAGAGCUUCUGUCGCUGAAGGUGCAAAAGUCAAUGGCUCACAAGAGAAGUCAGAGGAUUCAAGCAAUUUGGGUUUGUUGAAUAAAAAGCCUAAUUAUGCAUUUGAAAGUGAAUUCACAAAAUUAUUAAGGGAAGCAGGUGAGACACAAAAUUAUGAAAUAUUUGUCAAGUAUUUAAUUCAACUUCCACCAGCUAAAUUAGAUCUUGAGAUAAGAUCUUUGAACUCAAAUCCACCUUUGACUGAAAUGACUAAUUUUAUAGGAUCCUUAGUAUAUGCUUUGAAAAGUAAUCAGAAUUUUGAAAUUAUUGAGACUAUUUUUUCGAUGUUUUUGAAAAUUCAUGGUGACGUUUUGCACCAAUAUGAUCAAGAAGAAGAUUUACAUGCAAUGAUCAAUGAAUACGUUUCAGUUAAUGACAAAUUGAACAAUAAAAUAGAUGAAAUUGUUAAAUAUUGUUCUAGCACUAUCAAUUUUAUUAAAUAG
Molecule: messenger RNA, 2820 nt
Organism: Lodderomyces pseudojiufengensis
Lineage: Eukaryota; Fungi; Ascomycota; Pichiomycetes; Serinales; Debaryomycetaceae
Gene: UTP21
Product: rRNA-processing protein
Exons: 1
Coding region: 1-2820 (939 amino acids)
Biological process (GO): rRNA processing
Cellular component (GO): small-subunit processome; Pwp2p-containing subcomplex of 90S preribosome
Molecular function (GO): protein binding
Source: RefSeq, a predicted model, not a curated record